This is a messenger RNA of Paramormyrops kingsleyae, 3908 nucleotides long. RefSeq names its product coiled-coil domain containing 170 (gene ccdc170). The record is from RefSeq and is a predicted model, not a curated record. NCBI's taxonomy places the organism in Eukaryota, Metazoa, Chordata, Actinopteri, Osteoglossiformes, Mormyridae.
GCUAUUUAGACAAAAGAUUCUGCAAUUGUAGUAUAUGAAUACAUUGAUUUCAAAGGACUUUUUGGAUGGUUAUGGAAAAGCCACUGUCACUUAAAUUGCAUGUUGCUUUAUAGUAGCUUGAUUGUCUGUUAUACAUCACAUUGUGACGAAAGUGGUUUAUCACAUGCAUACCACAUGCUGUAGAAGAGCAAUCCUACUACUCUGGAGUGGUGACUUCCUGCAGAAGAACAUGGCCCCUCCUUUAGAAUGUGCUUCGCUGAAUGUUUAUGCGUUGCCUGGAAACCGAAUUUUAACACCGAACAUUAAUUGACGAAACUCGCCGUACUCUUCAUCGCCUCGCGCCAAGUUUGCUUCUUUAGAAAUGCAAAGAUAAUAGAUGAGAUAAAGUUUGAAAAUGGAUAUUAAUAGGUCUGGCGCUGACUCAGGUGAACUGUCUGCUUCAUGUUUGAAUGAAAUGCCCUUUAAUACGCUCCAAGAUCAAGUGGAUGUUUUAAAGAGGAGGCUACAAGACAAAGAAGACAUGAUUUUGGCUCUGACAUCAGACACUAAGUACUCAGAGGGAAGGAAGGAGGCUGAGCAGCAGCCCAGAGACGCAGGAAGGAGAUACCAGGACGUCGCCUUCCGAUUGGCUGACAGAUUGUCCAUCAAUCUGAAAGGGAAUGAAGAUCCACUGGAUUUUAUUGUGCAGCUGGUUGACACGCUCUGCGAGGAGAAAGGCAGGAGAAGGAGCGAGAUGAACAGCCUGAGGAACUCCGUGGCGGCCAGUGAGGUGGAGUGCAGGGCCAGCCGGCAGACGGUGAUGCGGCUGGUGGCUGAGGUGCGACGAGAGCAGAGCCUCACGGCGGCCCGUGCCGAGGAGGUAGAGACACUCAGAAAGGACUUCGACCAGGCUCUGCUGGCCAAGAGGAAGACUGAGGCGGAAAGCCAGGCCCUCAGGGAGAAGCUGGAGUCAGGCCAGCGCGCCCUAGCAGACUCCCAGCAGGAAGCCGACCGCCUGGGCAGGCAUUCCCAGGAGCUGAGCCGACAGCUGCGCCGCAGCCAAAUUGAGGCCCAGGCUGUGAAGGCCCUCCUGCGGGCCUUUGGGGAGGAAGUGACAGAGCACAUCCGUGACCAGAGCAGUCCGGCCUCAGAGGAGGAUGUUCAAAAAAAACUCAGGGAGCUCUGUAGAAGCAGAGAAACUGGCGCUGAGAAUAUUCCAGAAAUCGAGGACAAUCUGUCUGAGGUUUUGAGGGAGCUUGCCAGGCUGUUUGGUCUCCACCAGGGGGUGCUAGAGAGAGCCCAUUCAGCCGAGCAGCAGGUGCAGGAGCUAGGAAGGCGGCAGAAGGAGCUGGAGGCGGAGCUGCUGACGGCGGACGUGCUCCGCGACGGGCUGAGCCGUGAAAGGCACAGCAACCUGCGCUUCCUCGGUCAGCUGUCGGAGAAGCUGAAGCUGGAAAGGGUUGCUGCAGAAGUGGGCUUUGACAUGCAGGCGGAGGCGAUUGUGCUGCGCGUGGAGCAGCUAGUGAAGCAGGAAGAGCGUGCUUUGGUGGAAAGCAGGACUCUCGCGCGUGAUCUGCAGAGGAAGACGAAGGCCCAGCGAGAGCAGCUACAGAGCAAGGAGCUGCACAUGGACAUGCUGCGCCGGAAGGUGGCCCAGCUGGAGGAGGAGAAGCAGAGCCGCUCGGCGCUGGCCGUGGAGCGCGACGACGCUCAGCUGACAGCCCGCAAGCUGCAGAAGAAGGUGGAGAGGCUGCAGAAGGAGCUGGAGGCCUUGCACCACUCAGACACUGAGCUUAAAGCCCGGCUUUGUCAUACCAAUGAGCUCAAGGUCAAAGUCCUGGAGCAGAAUCAGACCAUCGAAGUCCAGGGCAAGAGCCUUGACAGACUGCAGAAGGAGAAGGCAAAGGCGGCAGAGAGGUUAGCCACGGAGAAGUGCGAGAUGGAGAGCAGAUAUCAGGAAGCCGUGGUGGGCCAGCAGCAGGUACAGCGAUCUCUGCAGAGUCGCUCCAGCGAGCUGAGGAUUCUCCAGCAGACCGUAGAGGAGCUCACUGAGAAGGAGAGACGGUUGACAGACUUCCGUAAGGUAGUGGCCAGCAUGCUCGGCCUGGACAUCAACACAUUGGCUGUGCCCGACUACGAGAUCAUCAAGACGCUGGAGGAGUUUCUCCAUGCGCUUCCCCACACGCACCGGCUUUGCCGAUGCCUGGAUCACCCCCAUCGCCAGCUCACUUUGGACUAGGCCCUGUCUCGGUAUACCAACACAUAGAACAUCUGGGAACCUCCUCCACAUGCGGCUCUUUAUGGCCGCAUUUCUAUGUAAAAAUUCACCAGUACUCUGAGCGCAAACUUUAUUUGCUUUCCUAUUGUAACAAUUGCACAUUAAAGUCCAAAAUCACAAAUAACUGUCAUAAUCAGAAUAUGGAAAAUUGUUUUUUAUUAUAUCUUGAUUGUUAUACUAUAAAAUACACUAUAUGGACUAAAGUACUGGGAUACGCCUCUUAAUCGAUGAAUUUAGGUGUUUCAUUCAGACCCAUUGCCACAGGUGUAUACAGUGAAGUACCUGGCCAUGCAGUCAGGUGUACAAACAAUUGUGAAAGAAUGAGUCAUUUUGAAGAGCUCAGUGAAUUCAAGCGUGGUUCUGUCAUAUGGUGGCAGCUAUUAUGUAAUUUCUUCCCUACUAGAUAUUCGACGGUCAUCUGUAAAUGGUAUUGCAAAGUGGAAGCAUUUAGGAACAAGAGAAAAUCAGCCAUGAAGUGACAGACCAUGUAAAGUAACAGAGCGGGGUCUCUGAGUGCUGAGGUGCACGUUCUGUUGAUUCAGUAACUGCAGAGUUCCAAACUUCCCCUGGAAUUAACCCCAGCCCAAAAACUGCGCACUGGGAGCUUCAUGGAAUGGGAUUACUUCACCAAGCACAAUACCAAGCGUUGGGUGGAGUGGUGUAAAGUACGGCAUCACUGGACUCACUGGAGCAGUGGAAACAUGUUCUGUGUAGUGACAAAUUAUGCCUAAUGGAUGAGUCUGGUUUUGGCGUAUGUUAGGAAACCAUUACCUGCCUGACUGCAUUGUGCCAACUGUAAAGUUUGGUGGAGGAGGGAUAAUGGUAUGGGGUUGUUCUUCAGGGGUUGGGCUUGGCCCCUUAGUUCCAGUGAAGGGAAAUCUUAAUGCUUCAGCAUGCCAAGACAUUUUGGACAGUUCCACAUUUCAAACUUUGUGGGAAGAGUUUGGAGAUGGCCCUUUUCUGUUCUAGCUUGACUGUGCCUCACUGCGCAAAGGAAGAUCCAUAAAGACAUGGUUAGGUGAGUUUGAUGUAGAAGAACUUGAAUGACCCCAUUGAAUACCUUUGGGAUUGACUAGAAUGGAGAUUGCGAGCCUGGACUUCACGUUUAAACUCAGUGCCGGACCUCGCAAAUGCUCUUCUGGCAAAAAUCCCCACAGACACACUCCAUAAACUUGUGGAAAGCCUCCCCAGAAGAGUGGCAGCUGUUACAGCUGCAAAGGAGGGACCAACUCCAUAUUGGUGCCUAUGGAUUUAGAAUCGGAUGUCAUAAAAGUUCCUGUAGGUGUAAUGGCCAGGUGUCCCAGUACUUUUGUCCAUGUAUGCACCGGAAAAUAAUUUAGUCAUUUUUGGUUGCCAAAGUAUUAUGAAUUAUCGCAAAUGUCAUUUGUGUAAUUAAAACUGUAUGUGGUCAUUUAUCUUUGAGGACAGAAAAGAAUAUUUUCCAAAUCACUGUGACAUUGUGGCACUAGCUUGUCUUUGUUGUUUCUUCAUUUUUUCCCCCCUCAUUUUUCGCUCCUUUCAUUGAGGAACACUAAUCUCCCUGGAUUACAACUUGACCUGACACUGUUAAGGUUGUUCUUUACGAUAUGUACAUCAUAUUCAGCCUCUUACCCAGUAAUCUGAUAACAUGCUGCCAUUUUGGCUUCGCAAA